Molecule: messenger RNA, 3771 nt
Organism: Spea bombifrons (plains spadefoot toad)
Lineage: Eukaryota; Metazoa; Chordata; Amphibia; Anura; Pelobatidae
Gene: GRM4
Product: glutamate metabotropic receptor 4
Exons: 11
Coding region: 568-3294 (908 amino acids)
Biological process (GO): G protein-coupled glutamate receptor signaling pathway; regulation of synaptic transmission, glutamatergic
Cellular component (GO): membrane
Molecular function (GO): adenylate cyclase inhibiting G protein-coupled glutamate receptor activity
Source: RefSeq, a predicted model, not a curated record
UGGCUGUGGACAGUUUAUUUAACCAUUUUCCAUGCCUGUAAGUAUAGGUUAUAUAGCUGAACAUUUGAGCAGUGGUUCUUUUGGACAGCAGUACCACAUCUCACCAUUCAGUUCAGGGCAGCCCAUAACACAGAGCUGCAGCCUUCCGAAGACUUCUGGGACAACGACGCUACCUCAUAGAUCAAUCCUCAACUACAGACUUCAGCACCGGGAGCCGUGGACGGCAUCACUGGCAUCAUUUCAAUUCAUCUUCUCAAGGCAGUUGGUGUCCCCGGGAUUUCUACUAUGCGACCUCACAUUAAUCCUAGGCUACACUUGACUCACGGGCAGCCUAAACUAUUACUUCAGUAGGAUAGUGGGCUGCCAACAUAAGUCUAAAAUAGAACAACAGAAGACUAAUUGUCAUAAUAAAUCAAGAUACUAUUUUCACUCUACUUCCGGAUUAAGCUCUGCUUGACAUUUCAGACUGCCCAUGAUCCAUGUCCAACAAGAACAGUGGCCUCAUGAAGAUAAUAGUGUGGAUUGGAAUUUAAAGGAAGAGGGAUUUCAUUUGGGAGAGCAGGAACCAUGGAUGUGCUACUGCUAAUGAGGACAUCAUGUAUGCUGGUUAUUCUUGGUUCUUGGAGCUGUUUAUCCAAACCCAAAGGUUCACCACAUAUGAACUCUGUGAGAAUAGAUGGAGACCUCAUCUUAGGGGGUCUUUUUCCUGUCCAUGGAAGAGGCAGUGAUGGCAAAGCAUGUGGAGAACUCAAAAAGGAGAAGGGGAUCCACCGUUUAGAAGCCAUGCUUUAUGCUCUUGACCGCAUUAAUGCAGAUCCUGAUCUUCUCCUCAACAUCACACUAGGAGCUAGGAUUUUGGACACUUGUUCCAGGGAUACCCAUGCUCUAGAGCAGUCCCUAAGCUUUGUCCAACCACUUAUAGAUAAAGACAGGGCAGAAGUACGUUGCCUGAGUGGUGGGAAUCCUAUCAUUGCUCAACCUGAGAGGGUGGUGGGGGUUAUUGGAGCAUCAUCCAGCUCUGUCUCCAUCAUGGUAGCUAAUAUCUUAAGACUUUUUAAGAUACCCCAGGUGAGUUAUGCUUCAACAGCCCCAGACCUAAGUGACAACAGUCGGUAUGAUUUCUUCUCUCGUGUGGUCCCAUCUGAUACAUAUCAGGCUCAAGCCAUGGUAGAUAUUGUGAAGGCCUUGAAGUGGAGUUAUGUGUCCACAUUGGCAUCUGAGGGCAGCUAUGGUGAAAGUGGAGUGGAGGCAUUUAUCCAGAAAUCCAGAGAGGAUGGUAGUGUGUGUGUAGCACAGUCAGUUAAGAUCCCACGGGAGCCCAAAACGGUGGAAUUUGACAAGAUAAUCCGUCGUCUACUGGAGACAUCCAAUGCCAGAGCAGUCAUCAUAUUUGCCAGUGAAGAUGAUAUCAGGGGCGUACUUGCAGCAGCAAGACGAGCUAAUCUGACUGGACACUUUAUGUGGGUUGGCUCUGACAGUUGGGGUUCCAAGAUCUCCCCUGUACUACAGCAGGAAGAGGUUGCAGAGGGAGCUGUCACUAUCUUACCGAAGAGGGCCUCAGUUAAAGGCUUUGAUCGUUAUUUUUCCACCCGGACUCUAGACAAUAACAGGAGGAAUGUUUGGUUUGCUGAAUUCUGGGAGGACAAUUUCCAUUGCAGGUUGAGUCGAAUUUCACUACGGAGAGGGGGCCAUGGAAAGAAGUGCACUAACCAGGAGAGGAUUGGUAUUGGAUCUGCAUAUGAGCAGGAGGGGAAAGUACAGUUUGUGAUAGAUGCAGUAUACGCAAUGGCACAUGCGCUUCAUGCCAUGCACAAAGCUGUGUGCCCAGGCAUUGUUGGUCUCUGUAAAGGCAUGAAUCCUGUUGAUGGAACUGAACUUCUAAAAUACAUUCGCAGUGUCAACUUUACUGGCAUUGCAGGGACCCCUGUGACAUUUAAUGAAAAUGGUGAUGCUCCUGGGCGCUAUGAAAUCUACCAGUACCAAAUUCACAAUGGCAGUACUGAGUACAAGGUUAUUGGACAAUGGGCGGAUCAUCUGCAUCUUAAGAUUGAUCAAAUGCACUGGCCAGGUACCCCUUCCUCCUCCCAUUUCCCACAGAUUCCCACAUCUGUUUGCAGCCAGCCCUGCCGUCCAGGUGAGCGUAAGAAGGUAGUUAAAGGUAUACACUGCUGUUGGCACUGCGAGAGAUGUGAUGGUUACCAGUACCAAUAUGAUACUUACACCUGCAAGAGAUGCCCAAGUCACAUGCGACCCAACGUGAACCACACCUCCUGUAUCCCCAUUCCUGUAAUCAAGUUGGAGUGGAGCUCACCCUGGGCUGUAGUGCCCCUUCUGUUGGCUGUGCUGGGCAUCAUAGCAACUCUUGUAGUGGUUGGAACCUUCAUACGAUACAAUGACACACCGAUUGUAAAAGCCUCAGGCCGUGAGCUGAGCUACGUCCUGCUAACUGGUAUCUUCCUGUGUUACGUUAAUACCUUUAUCAUGGUGGCUGAGCCAGGCUAUGGCACAUGCUCUUUGAGAAGAGUUUUUUUGGGUCUGGGAAUGAGUAUCAGUUAUGCUGCCCUCCUCACUAAGACAAAUCGUAUCUACCGCAUUUUUGAGCAAGGUAAAAGGUCUGUCAGUGCCCCUCGAUAUAUUAGCCCAUCCUCUCAGCUAGUUAUUACUGCCAGCCUCUCUUCAGUUCAACUCCUGGGAGUCCUUAUAUGGUUUUUGGUCAACCCAUCCCAGCCAGUGGUGGAUUAUGAGAACCAACGCACACCAGACCCACAGCAAGCACGAGGGGUGCUAAAGUGCGACAUCUCGGACCUGUCCCUUAUCUGCCUAUUGGGUUACAGCAUGCUUCUCAUGGUGACCUGCACUGUCUAUGCUAUCAAAACACGAGGUGUUCCUGAGACUUUUAAUGAAGCAAAGCCGAUUGGUUUUACCAUGUAUACCACCUGCAUUGUGUGGCUGGCCUUCAUCCCGAUUUUCUUUGGCACUGCUCAGUCAGCUGAAAAGAUGCACAUCCAGACUACAACACUGACCAUUUCAGUCAGUUUGAGUGCCUCAGUAUCCCUGGGGAUGCUCUAUAUGCCCAAGGUCUAUGUUAUCCUUUUCCAUCCUGAACAGAAUGUCCCCAAGCGCAAGCGCAGCCUCAAGGCUGUUGUAACUGCAGCCACAAUGAGCAACAAGUUUACCCAAAAGGGAGGCUAUAGACCUAAUGGGGAGGCCAAGACAGAGCUAUGUGACAGCAUGGAGACACAAGCUCUGGCCAGUAAACCAAUGUACGUCAGCUACAGUAACCAUGCUAUAUAAACAAUGCUGUUUGAAAGCGCCUUUGAGAAGUGGGAGGGGCCAAACCACUGAGUCAAGUCAGCUACUGCUCCCUGCUGAAAAACAGGACCAGUCAGGACAGCUAGUCAAUCUGUCAUGGAGUAGAACAGCGGAACUGGCGCAGGUGGCAGAAAAAAAGGUGUAUUACAGUUUUAAAGCCACAGCUGUGAGAAGGAUACAUUUUGCCCCUCCUCUCUUUUUUAGGAUCAAGAGACGUAUCUUUGCCCCUUCUGUUAAUAUUUAUAUUAUCCUCUGUUCUGUCAGUUUAAAGGCUUGUAUUAAUAUAUUUGUUGUUUUCUUGCUUUUCUAAACUGUAUUGUUCUACCAUAUGGGACUGUUUCUCUAUAGGAACAUUUUUUCUGUUGAGUUCAUGCUAAUUUGUACAUUAUUCCAUUGCCCUUUUGCUUUAUAGUUUGUGUUCUUUAAAAUAGGAGCUAUAUGUUGAGCUUACCAUAAUCU